Scheffersomyces stipitis CBS 6054 is the source of this 796-nucleotide messenger RNA. RefSeq lists its product as uncharacterized. NCBI's taxonomy places the organism in Eukaryota, Fungi, Ascomycota, Pichiomycetes, Serinales, Debaryomycetaceae. The transcript has a single exon. Gene Ontology annotation, molecular function: hydrolase activity. Bases 25 to 738 code for a protein of 237 amino acids. The record is from RefSeq and is a predicted model, not a curated record.
UGAAAUCACAAACAUACACUCACAAUGGCUUCUAAUCCACCAGGCGAAUGCUGUAGAACUCGUAACUUCCACGAAGGUACUCCCAUCGGAACUCACAAAACCAUUCUCGGGCUCAACACCUACCAAGUUGGUGCUGAAUACGGCAACGACAGAAUCAUCGUGAUUCUCGUCGAUGUCCAUGGAAACAAGUUCAACAACACUUUGUUGCUUGCUGACGAAUUGUCCAAGGCUAAGUACCAAGUCUUAAUUCCGGACAUCUUGAGCAACGAUCCAGUCGAUGGCCAGGAUUUCGCUACUUGGUUGCCUAAACAUGGUCCGGAAAUUACUGCUCCUAUUGUUGACGCUUUCUUGAAGGCUGUCAAUGACGAAUUGAAGCCAAAGUUCCUUGCUGGUAUUGGCUACUGCUUCGGUGCUAAGUAUGUCAUUCAGAAUCUUUCUUCUAAGGGUCACUUGUCUGCUGGUGCCGUUGCUCAUCCUUCGUUUGUCACUAUUGAAGAAGUCUCAGCUAUCAAGAAACCAAUUCUUAUUUCGGCUGCUGAAACUGACUCCAUCUUUACUGUCGAGUUGAGACACCAGUCUGAAGCCGAGUUGAUCAAGAUCGGUGCUCGCUACCAACUCGACUUGUUCUCUGGUGUUGAGCACGGCUACUCCGUUAGAGGUGAUAUCUCGAACCCUGUUGUCAAGUACGCAAAGGAAAAGACUCUUGACGACCAGGUCAGAUGGUUCAACCAAUUCUAGAUGACUGAUUCUAUAUAGUUAAAUUGUUAGAGAGAUUUGAAUAUAUAUUUACUGUUAG